GCAUGUCAACGGGGUUAGUGUCGCAAUGGAGCUGCUUGCGUUCGUUGCACCACUAGUUUUGCUUUGCAGUUUCAUCAGCCCCGUGCACUCCUUGUACGAAUUUGCAACAUGGACGUAUCUAACGUUCGAAAACAUCACCUCAUCCAAUUACAUUCCAGAUUAUGUUAUUUUCACCGGAAUUCAGGCCACCUCAAGUCGGUGCUUCCUGUCGAUCCCGCGAUUGUUUCCCGGCGUUCCUGUCACACUGGCCACAAUCCCGUCAACCGGAGGCCCUUACAAAAACAAAGACCUGAAGCCCUUCCCCAAUUUGGAAUACCAGCUCGGUUUUGCCGAUCAGUGCCAGUCGCUGGUGUCCGUCCAUCGCUCCAGGCUGGACUCCUGCGGUCUACUUUGGGUGCUGGACACCGGCUCUAUCAACGCCCUAGACUAUUUCAGCCAAAUCUGUCCCCCAAAACUGGUGGUUUUCGACGCCAGCACAGGUGUUGAGGUCUUCAGAAUCGUUAUUCCGGAGAACGUCCUGAGACAGGACUCUCUACUGGUUUCCAUGGCGAUGGACAGGCGGGGCACCACGAAACUCCUCACCUGCCCGCAGGCCGAGGAACUGGUCAUCUACAUCAGCGACGUGACUGGAGGAAUCAUUGUCUACGACCACAGCACCAGAACCUUCUGGAGGCAGGAGCAUCCCACCUUCAAACCCGACCCUAAGUUCGCUAGCAUAACCAUGAAUGGCGAGUACUUCUAUCAAGAGGAGGGAAUUUUGGGUAUGCACGUUGGCUUGUUGCGCAUGCAGACCAAAGUUCUGUACUACCAGCCCUUCUCCAGCAAGAACAUCUACGCCGUCCGCACCGAUUCCCUCCUGAUCAAGGACAAUGCUAACUUGGCGGUGGAAACGAUUUACGAAAAAAGUUCCCAAGGCGCCGGUUUGACCGUGGAUGCUUUCGGACGAGUCGUCUUCAGUCCGGUCAAGGAAAAUAGCAUCCAGGUGCUCAACACAGUCACCAACCGGACACUGCUGCUCGCCCAAGACGACGAAAAGCUGCAGUUUGUGGCCGACUUUUCCUACGACUCGGCAGACACGCUGUGGAUGAUUUCCAACAAAUACCAGUCGUUCAUUAACAGGUACUACAGCAAGGACGGAAUCAACUUGCGAAUCCUGCGGAUUCCUUUCAGUCAGCAGUUCAGAGUUGUUUAACGCAAAAAAACCGGCUCCCUUAAAAGUUGCUUUAUAUAUUCAGAAUGAUUAUUCUAUUUUUUAUACAAUAAAUCGUUUAUUAUUA
Neocloeon triangulifer is the source of this 1277-nucleotide messenger RNA. Its product is annotated as major royal jelly protein 1-like. The transcript is spliced from 3 exons. The record is from RefSeq and is a predicted model, not a curated record. NCBI's taxonomy places the organism in Eukaryota, Metazoa, Arthropoda, Insecta, Ephemeroptera, Baetidae. Bases 26 to 1192 code for a protein of 388 amino acids. Gene Ontology annotation, cellular component: extracellular region.